UGGCGGCGCUCGGAGUGCGGGUUGUGUGUGUGUAUCUGCUGCUUGUGGUCGGGUAUAACGGCGGCGGCUGCCGCCUCCGAGGAGAAGAAGAGGAAGAAGAAGGACAUCCGGGACUACAAUGAUGCGGACAUGGCCCGGCUGCUGGAGCAGUGGGAGAAAGAUGAUGAUAUAGAAGAAGGUGAUCAACCAGAGCACAAAAGAAAGCCGGCUCCAGUAGACUUCACAAAACUUGAUCCUGGUAAUCCAGAGAGCAUCCUGCAGAUGACCAAGAAGGGAAAGACUAUAAUGGUCUUUGCCACUGUGUCUGGAAACCCCACAGAGAAGGAAACCGAAGAAAUUACAAGCCUGUGGCAGGGCAGUCUUUUCAAUGCUAACUAUGACAUUCAGAGAUUUCUUGUGGGGCCGAACCGUGUGAUCUUCAUGCUGCGGGAUGGUGGAUAUGCAUGGGAGGUGAAGGACUUUCUGGUUAGCCAGGACCGGUGUGCAGAUGUAACACUAGAGGGACAGGUGUACCCUGGGAAAGGAGGAGAUGGUAGUGCAAAUAUCAGGAACCUUAAUAAACCAGAGAAGGAGAAGAAGAAAAAGAGUGACACCAAGAAGUCAAAGGCUUCCAUUGAGACUAACCAAGCAUCGCCUGCAAAGGAAGAUUUAUGA
Molecule: messenger RNA, 654 nt
Organism: Staurois parvus
Lineage: Eukaryota; Metazoa; Chordata; Amphibia; Anura; Ranidae
Source: the annotation of a GenBank genome assembly